Cooperia oncophora is the source of this 897-nucleotide messenger RNA. NCBI's taxonomy places the organism in Eukaryota, Metazoa, Nematoda, Chromadorea, Rhabditida, Trichostrongylidae. The record is from the annotation of a GenBank genome assembly.
AUGAAAUCGAAAACAGUCACAAGAGAACUAAUCCGACAGCGGAGGACACAGCGGAAAAAGGAUAAUUUUGCGGAACAGCGCCCUCAACGAAACGCACCACCACCUAUCGAUCCUGCAGCAUGCAAAUUCGACAGCCUUAAAAGUGCCGAGGCUGAAUACUGUCAAGCCAUGGAAAGAGCUAAGGAAAUCAACGAGUCCUUGGAAAAGGCCAAGGAGAUGAACGAGGACUAUCAGGAGGAAGCUGAGACUGAGAACAGUGAAGUUGUGAAGGCACCUAGCGAGAAAUUCAACGACCUCAAAGAAGCUGAAGAGAAGUACUGUAAUGCUGUGAAGGAGUCGAAUGAGGCGAAAGAAUCCAGCGAUGUGAAUGGGUCAAACCUACCCAAUGAAGCGAUAGGUUUGCAGAAAGACUGCAGAUGCUUCGUUUCCCGUGUUGGCCGUUGGCAAUGCCCUGCAUGUUGUAACAAGAUCGCGAAAACGAGAAGAGGAAGAAAGUGUUAUGGGAAGUAUGGGAAGGCCGUUCAUGAAGCGUACAAGAAUGCAACGUCUCCUAGAAAAUCCCAGGACUCAGACAAAUCGAGCAGCGACGACUCCAGUGACUCAGACUUUGAAACCCUAUCCCAUGAAAGCUUCCAGGAAUGCACAGACAAAAUUUCUCCGGUCGAGAAAGACAGAAAUGAGACAAUUACAACAAACAAUGCUGGAGGCAGCGCUGAUAAUGCGGCUUCUAAUAUGUAUCCAAACAUCAACGUUGAGCAGCAGGAUGACGGUCCAGAAGACCAAGGAAUUGCAUUCCGUAUGAUUGAGAUGGGAUUUUCGGCAGAAGAAGUGUUCCGCGUGGUGAGAAUGCAUGGAAACAACUUUGAGCGCUGCAUUGAGGAAAUUCUCAAGAAGUAA